AUGGACGGCCACCGUAGCAGCAACCGUCGCAUAAACAGCCUGCAGACACGAGAGCGCCUGCGGAGCAACAGCUCGGCCACGGCCCGUGGGAAGCGCCCCGUCUCCUCGCAAGAUGCCUACCUCUAUGCCCUGCGCGUGGCAUUCCUCUCGUACCUGCUGCAGCCCCGGCAGAAGCGAGUGCAGCAUGUCCCCGCCGCCCCCAAGCACAUCCAGCGCUCGUCGACGUCCAUCAACGACCUGAUGAAGGACUUUUCGCUCAUCCGAGACUCCAAGAGCACCCGUUUCCCCCGCGACUUCAUGGCCGCCCUCGACAAACGCAUCACAAAGCUCCUCUCUCGCUCUCCUUCAGGCGCCCGGGACGUGAGGUCUGAGAGGAUCGACGGCGUCUCUGGGCGACGGGGUUGCUGGUAG
Messenger RNA from Exserohilum turcica Et28A, 411 nucleotides. RefSeq lists its product as uncharacterized. The coding region runs from base 1 to 411 and encodes 136 amino acids. The transcript has a single exon. NCBI's taxonomy places the organism in Eukaryota, Fungi, Ascomycota, Dothideomycetes, Pleosporales, Pleosporaceae. The record is from RefSeq and is a predicted model, not a curated record.